This is a messenger RNA of Rhinolophus ferrumequinum (greater horseshoe bat), 1730 nucleotides long. RefSeq names its product plasminogen receptor with a C-terminal lysine (gene PLGRKT). Bases 1017 to 1460 code for a protein of 147 amino acids. Gene Ontology annotation, biological process: positive regulation of plasminogen activation. The transcript is spliced from 5 exons. Lineage: Eukaryota; Metazoa; Chordata; Mammalia; Chiroptera; Rhinolophidae. The record is from RefSeq and is a predicted model, not a curated record. Gene Ontology annotation, cellular component: plasma membrane.
AGCUGAUGACCAUCUUCUAUCCGAGCCAGCACUUUUCCACGUGAGACCGAGAGCCUGGAAACUGCUCUCCUGGCUCUGUCCCCACAUGCAGUUAUCUAAUGAUCAUUAUUAUUGCACAUGGGAGAAUUAAGACGUGCCCAGGGAAUCUCUGGAUGUCACGCACAGUUCUGCUUGCCCUCCUAUAGCUGGAACCCAAUCCCCCUCUUGGUAAGCGGGAUCAGUUAUCCCAAUUCUAUCACUAUGAGGUGCCAAAAUAAUCAGGGGGCAAUUUCAGUUUCCAAUUCAAUAGAAACAUAGCUGGGCCCUGUAGUGGAAGCACUUCUUCCUUUUGAAUUAGGACUUCCGAAAAAUGAUAAACCCAAGGUUGUAGACAGGAUGUGCUGGGUAUUUUCCAUUUGUCCUGUCAGUGUUUGUCCCUAGGAGACUGACCUUGAUAGAGUGCAUGGUCCUGUCUCCUUCCUCUUCUGGCUUCCUGUCCACUCUCAGUAUUAAACCUAUUCUGCAAGUAGAAAAGCCCUUAAAAAAUGUUUAUAACUGUGGAUUACAUGGCUAAGUGACAACCUCUCAUGGGACACAUUCUCUUCCUGGAUCAGACGUAACAGUGGUGGUUGACAAUAAUUUCUGGAGAAUGACGGCUCAUUCAAGUCUCAUGAAAGUCUAUGGAGGCUUAGGGCAGCGCAGAAGCAGGGAUUCUUACACACGUAGGUGACUGGCAAGGCUCACUGAGGUCUUUGAGACUGUCGUUCUGCUUCCUCUGCCUCCUCAAAAUCUCACAGCUGAGUCGCUGCUGUUGACUUUGCCCCUUUGACCUGCCUUUUCCAGGCAAAAUUCUGGUGUAGGCCAGGUCAGGCGUGCGGGCUCUUUAAGGAAGUCAACGGCUGCGCUGAUUGGCUGAGGAUCGGAAUCCACUGUCAAGGCUCGUCCAUCUGCGAGGCGAGGCCCGGUUCCCGACGCUGUCUAGGGGACCCCGAGCCUGAAGGACUCUGCCGCCAUCCGCCGUCCGCUGCCCAGUCAAGAUGGGGUUUAUAUUUUCAAAAUCUAUGAAUGAAAACAUGAAAAAUCAACAGGAGUUCAUGCUUAUGAAUGCUCGACUUCAGCUGGAAAGGCAGCUAAUGAUGCAGAAUGAAAUGAGAGAAAGACAAAUGGCCAUGCAGAUUGCUUGGUCUAGGGAAUUCCUCAAAUAUUUUGGAACAUUUUUUGGCAUUGCAGCCAUCUCUUUAACAGCUGGAGCAAUAAAAAGGAAGACACCAGCCUUCCUCUUCCCUCUCGUUCCCUUAAGCUUUGUCCUUACCUACCAGUAUGACCUAGGCUAUGGGACCCUUCUACAAAGAAUGAAAGGUGAAGCUGAGAACAUACUGGAAACAGAAAAGAGUAAGUUGCAGCUGCCAAAAGGAAUGAUUACUUUUGAAAGCCUUGAAAAAUCCAGAAGGGAACAAAGUAAAUUCUUCAUAGACAAAUGAAAUCAUGUUUACCCACUGAAUCUCAAAACACAGAAUUGUUGACUUGAAUCAUGGUUUUUAUAACUUUUUAAAUGCUCAAAAUUUUGAUAUCAUGGAUUCAGUAUUUUAAAAUGUUAAAAUGCAAGAUCUGUUUUGUUAAGCUAUUUUAAAAUAAAAUUUAUAACACUCAACAAAAAAUGGAGGUACUCUAAAUAACUUUCAGAUUUCUAUGUAUGUAUAUUACAAAUAUCUAAGUGUAAAAUUAAUAAACUACAUUGUUUCAAAUUCCUG